ACAAGAAGAAAUUAUCGAAGAAAAUAUAGAAAAAGGACAUUAUGCUCGGAAUUGUUUAUCAGAAAGAAGACAUACAAGAGAACAAAAGGUACAACUUUACCAAUCAAAUAACAACCGUCAAAGAGACGUUAGUUAUGUAGGAACAGAGGAAUAUGAUGAAGAAACAAUAUACAUCGCCCAAAAAUCAAGAUCUCAACUGUAUACCAAAGAUCGAAGAGAAGUUAAGCAAAAACAAUUCGAAUCUCGCAAAGAACAUGCACUAAGAAGUAAAAUUGACGAAUUAGAAAACGAGGAAGAUGAAACUGAGACUUUUUUAUCUGAUGAAUUGGUUAACGACCAGGAUGAAGAUCUAUGUUAUAACUCCUGGGAGAACGAAAUUAGAAUGAAUCCUACAACAUACCUAGCAGAGGUUCUAGUGAUUAAAGAAGACGACUUAAAACCAGAAUUUAAUAUCGGUCAAGGCCUUACCGAUAGUCAACAAGAUAACGCUUAA
Molecule: messenger RNA, 493 nt
Organism: Scutellospora calospora
Lineage: Eukaryota; Fungi; Glomeromycota; Glomeromycetes; Diversisporales; Gigasporaceae
Source: the annotation of a GenBank genome assembly